Messenger RNA from Paramecium primaurelia, 3254 nucleotides. The record is from the annotation of a GenBank genome assembly. NCBI's taxonomy places the organism in Eukaryota, Ciliophora, Oligohymenophorea, Peniculida, Parameciidae.
AUGCAAACUGAAGUUGCUCCCUGCACAGAAGGUAAAAUGUUAUUUAAAUGUAGAUCAAAAUUAAAAGGACACUCUUAUUAAGAUGGAUAAUUAAACAAAUGAAGAAGACAUUUAGAAUUAAAAUGAAGCAAUGGAUAUUGAGGAUAAUAAUUCCAAUUAAUAAAAUCAGAGUAAGAAAUGUAAAUAUCUUUUCUUAGGAAAAAGAAAAUAAAAUAAUGUUUAAACAAAGCCAGAUCUAAUUAUUAAUGAGAAGAGAUAAAGAAAACCACCUUAAAAUGCAUUUGUUUAUCGUGAUCCAUCUCCAUAAAAAAUUGUGGAAAAAAAAAAACCUUAAAAAUACUAAAUAAGUUCAAGAAUGAAUGAAAUUUGUACAAAUAUUGAGAAAUGGGAGUAGUUUUAGAAAAGCUUAAACAAAUUAGGAUAUCCUAGUUUAGUUUUAGAUCAAGAAAAAAUUAAUGAUUUAUUAAAAGAUUAUGAUUAGAAAGAUGAAGCUGGUAAAGAAUAUUAUUUGAAAAUGAUUCUUAAAAUUGUUGGAGAAUCUAUGUGUUCUAAUAAUAAAACUGAUAUUAAUCAAUAGAUAAAAAAUACAAUUGAAUAAUUAAUUUAAAAUAAGAACAUUAUAAUAAAUUGGACGUUAUAAAAGUGGGAAGAAUAGAUUAAGUCCUUUUUAGAAAUUAGAGCUGAAUUAAAUGAAGAUAUCUAGUUUACAUCUCAUUUUGAUAUUUAAGCUUUGCAAGCUCUUAUUGGAAAUAAUCUACCUAAUUAUAUAGAAGAAUCUAAAUUCAAUAUUACAUCAAUUGCAUUGAAAUCAAAACAAAUUGAUGAUUUAAAAAAAGUAUGUGAUUUAAAUGAAUUAAAAAAUGUAAGAUUAAUAAGAGAUUAUUUGAUUACUUUAAAUUAAAGAAUAGAUUAAUUAAAAAAACUUAAAGAGAAAAUAAAUUUAAUAAAAAAAUAAGAAGAUGAAAAUGAUAUUAUAGAAUAACACAAUUAAUAGGAUUCUAAAAUUUUAGAGCUUAAAAAUACACCAAUUAAAUUUCAUUAAAAAACAGAAGUUAAAUUAAAGUCCUCUACAACUUAACCUAAGUAAAAAUCAAAACCAUAAAACCUUGAGAAUAUAGAAAAUAAUUAAAGUAAUGAAAAUGAAUAAAUAAAUUCAUAAAUAAACGUAUAAACUGAAUCAAAUUAAGCAACAGAAUAAAAAAUAAAUGAAAAUAAAUAAAAUAAAAAGAAAGAAAAGGAAUAAUAAAAAUAAGAGAAAGUUACUAAAGGAGCACUUGAUAAAUAUAAAUUUAAGAAACUAGAAAUAUAAGAAAUUCCAACUUAAUCUAAUAAAAUAGAAACAUAGAAUAAUUAAUUUGAAACUGUGUCUUCUCCAAAAGAUAACAAUUAAUAAAUACAAGAUAGAGAUAUUUAAUAAUAAGAUUCAAAUGAACCAUAAUAAAUUCGUUAAAAUUGUCAAUAAUAAUAAUAAUAAUAAUAAUAAUAAUAAUAAUAAUAAUAAUAAUAAUAAUAAUAAUAAUAACAAUAAUAAUAAUAAUAAUAACAUCCAUAAUAACAAACAUAAUAAAACUUAUUAAGCUCAUUAGGAUAACUAUUAAAUUAAUUCUCAUAAAAUCCAAACUUAUCAUAAAAUAAUUCAUAAUAGAUUUAAGUAGAAUAAUAGGGAGAUCAAAUUAUUAUUGAUGCAUAAGUUUUGGAAAUUGAUGCAGGAAGUGAAUAAGAAUCAAAUUUAGAAGGAGAUCAAUAAUAAAAUAACAAUUCUUUAAAUGCUCUCAAUAACUUAGUCAAGUAAAUAUUUUUUAUAUGAUAUAGCAAUUUAUUUAAUUUAGAAUAAUAGCAAAAUCAAUAUUAACCCCAGUAAUCAUUUUCAUCUCCAUAAUAAUAAUAAUAAUAAUAAUAAUAAUAAUAAUAAUAAUAAUAAUAAUAAUAAUAAUAAUAAUAAUAAUAAUAAUAAUAAUAAUAAUAAUAAUAAUAAUAAUAAUAAUAAUAAUAAUAAUAAUAAUAAUAAUAAUAAUAAUAAUAAUAAUAAUAAUAAUAAUAAUAAUAAUAAUAAUAAUAAUAAUAAUAAUAAUAAUAAUAAUAAUAAUAAUAAUAAUAAUAAUAAUAAUAAUAAUAAUAAUAAUAAUAAUAAUAAUAAUAAUAAUAACCUCAAAAUACAGGAAAAAAUCUUAAGCAUUUCUUUUUUGAAAAGAAAUAAUAGGUUGUUCAUAAAUAAGAUGAAUAUUAACCAAAACAAUUAACGCCUUAUAGAAUGGAAUAAUUUGAAAUUUUGAUUGAAAAAAUGGCUAAUAUGCAAUUGCAAGAAGAAAAAAUAUAAGUGUCUUUAAAUGAUUAUAAUUGUGAUGAGAUUGAAAUUUAAGAAACAAAACCAUAAUAAUAAGUUAGAAUUAGAAAAAUACAUAUUUAUAUUGCAGAUUCCGAAAAAGAAUAUAAUGGACAUUAAUUUAUAUAAUUAAGUCAAGUCAUCAGACCAAGAGCUCCUUUCUUGUUAGGUAUAUCUAUAUAAUGAAUAUUUAGACGAUUAAAUUGAUUAUGAUAAAGAUUCUUUAGAUGAAGUUGAGGAAAUGUUAGCAGAGAACCUCUCAGAUGUUAAUGACUCUGAUGAAGAUGUAAGUGAGGAAAGUGAAUAAAAGGAUAGUUUUCUUGUAGAUGAUAAUCAUCUAUCUCAAGAUGAGAUCGAAGAUCCUGAAGAAUUACUAAAUAAUAAAUGCAUUGCAAAUAAUACAUAAGUGUAAAAUGGAAUAGUAUAUAUAAAAUUCUCAUAAAUUGAACCAAUAUUCUUUGAAACUUAUAAAGCCUAAUACAUUCCUUAAUUUUUUACUACAUAACAAUUAAAAGAUUAGAGUAAUGGAAAUAUUUUAUAAACUAUUGCAACUUAAUAAGGAAAUAACAAUAAAUAAAUUUAAAUUCCAAAGGCUAAAAUGAGUUUUAGUAAUAAUAAUUAAAAAAAACAGAACAAACCUAAAAAAUAAAAAGCAAACACUACUAAUGAUUAAUUAAAUUAAAGUUCUUCUCUAUUUUCUCUAAAAUCCUAAUCAAAUAAUAAAUCUCAAGUAGAAAAAACUACAAUAAAAUAAUAAUAAAAAUCUUAGACAAAAUUAGAUAAUAAGGUUGAUGAAGAGAAAAUACAAUAAAAAAAUGAUGAGAAUAAUAAUAAAUGCAAAUAAGAAUAAGGAGAGGAUCAACAAAGAGAAUAAGAUAAUGAAUAGAAUCAAAAAUUGUAAUAAAAUUUUAAUGAUGAAAACUUAUAAUGA